Messenger RNA from Pipistrellus nathusii (Nathusius's pipistrelle), 1284 nucleotides. NCBI's taxonomy places the organism in Eukaryota, Metazoa, Chordata, Mammalia, Chiroptera, Vespertilionidae. The record is from the annotation of a GenBank genome assembly.
AUGGGAGAGGAGAAGGGCAUGACACAAAUGCUAAAGGGAUGCAGUCUCAGUGACAAGUUGUGUUUUAUCUCACACCAGCAGUAUGAAAUCAUCAUCAUCCCAGUCUUUCUGGUUGGUGGCUCCCUCAUCAUUCUUGGGGUCAUCCUGUGGCUUUUUAUCAGAGAAAAAAGAGCUCAACAGCAGACUACUGGACUCCAAGGCACUGCUCCUGUGCCUCCAGUUAGGGGCCAAAACGGGGAAGCAGGAGGACGUGAAGGAAGUGUAUUUGUGCCACUUAAGGAGACGUCGGUGGAAAGCCUUCUACAAACAUCCACAGAGGCCCUGGCUAAGCUGCAGAUACCUCGGGAACAACUCUCUGAAGUUCUGGAGUGGAUCUGCAAUGGGAAUUGUGGGGCCAUCUAUCGAACCAAGAUGUACCCUGGGGACCCAGCAAAGUCCAAGGACGUUGUCCUCAAGGUUUUAAAAGAACCAGCUAGGCUCCGUGAGAUUCAGGAUUUCUUAGGACGAAUCCAAUUCUAUCAGUUCCUGGGGAAGCACCAAAACCUGGUACAACUGGAAGGCUGCUGCACAGAAGGAGAGCCUCUCUAUAUGGUUUUGGAGGAUGUCGCCCAGGGGGACCUGCUCAGCUUUCUCUGGACCUGUCGCCGGGAUGUGAUGACCAUGGAUGGCCUUCUCUAUGAUCUCACUGAAAAACAAGUGUAUCACAUUGGGAAGCAGGUUCUCUUGGCUUUGGAAUUUCUUCAGGAUAAACAUCUGUUCCAUGGGGAUGUGGCAGCCAGAAAUAUUCUGAUCCAAUGCGACCUUACCGCUAAGCUCUGUGGACUGGGCCUGGCUUAUGAAGUCCACACCCAAGGGACUAUCACCUCUACUAACACCGUGCCCCUCAAGUGGCUUGCCCCAGAACGGCUACUGCUGAGACCAGCUGGCAUCAGAGGAGACAUCUGGUCCUUUGGUAUCCUGCUUUAUGAGAUGGUGACUCUAGGGGCACCACCGUAUCCUGAAGUCCCUCCUGCCAGCAUUUUACAGCAUCUGCAAAGAGGGAAGACCAUGAAGAGACCCAGUAGCUGCACGCAAACCAUGUAUAAUCUUAUGAAAUCCUGUUGGCGCUGGAAAGAGGACAACCGCCCUUCACUUAGAGAAUUAUGCUCACGCCUAGAAACUGCCUCUCGAACUGCAGAUGACAAAGCUGUGUUGCAGGUACCAGAGCUGGUGGUGCCUAAACUGUAUGCAGCUGUGGCAGGCAUCAGUGUAACGAGCCUCUCCUACAUCUACAGCAUCCUUUGA